AUGGCGCGGGAUGCUGCCCUCGAUGGCGGCAAGGCUUCCUCCUCAGCUGCUCGCCGGUCUGCCCGGAAGGCCGCCGCUGCUUCUGCUGAGCGUGCGGUCCAUCACUUCCGCGCUGAAGCUGAGGGCUGGAAAAAGAAGUACUACGACCUGGCCUACUCCCUGGGUUCGGACAGGUGCCCUCAGCUGGGUCUUCGGCUGGCGGCCGCGGCGCCUGCGCUGGAGGCACUGCUCUUGGACGAGCCCGUGGAGCACACUGAUGUCCUUCGUCGGAACGUUGCUCUGCAUUCGGUUGCCGAGGGGAUCGACAUCGUCUCCGCCUCGCCUGCCGAGCUCAACUCUGCGCAACGCGUCGGCGCCUUGACGGCCCCGUUCCUGUGCAGUGGGUUCCGCGAGACCUGCCGCCCGACCCUGGAGAAGGCCGCCUCUUCUCCUGAGAUGGCUAUGGGUACCCUCAUUGUCGUGUUCGUCAUUGUCGGCAUUUGCUGGUUCUGGGUAUUGGCACUUUGCGUCGUAUGGCAUUGUUGUUUUCUCGUGCGGGGUUCAUUUUCCUGGUUCGGCCUCAUCAGGUGCGGGCUGCAUGGCGUGCAGCUGUCCGGCGAGAUCUACGGCGUUAUUGCGGCGCCGAAGCUCCCUCCGGCCAAGGCUCCCCCUGCGCAAGCCAGCCCGGGAGCGGCAGUCGCCAUGAACGGGGCUGGGCUGCCCGUGAAGCCCGCGCCGCCGACGGCCUCCGGCAGCGACGCCUUGCUGGCCAAGGCGCCGCCGUUGGGCUCGGGCAGCGAUCCGCUGCCAGCCAAGGCUGCGCCGCUUCAGGUCAAGCCGCCGCCGCCGCUCGGCGCCAGGCAGGAGGAAGAGAACGGCCCCAUCUUGCCGCCCCUCCACGUCAUCGUCCUUCUGCGCCUCUUGGUGGCCGCGGCAGCGCCGCUGAUCAGGAAAGCACCGCCUGCGCAGUUUGCGCGCUAG
Prorocentrum cordatum is the source of this 960-nucleotide messenger RNA. The record is from the annotation of a GenBank genome assembly. Lineage: Eukaryota; Dinophyceae; Prorocentrales; Prorocentraceae.